This is a messenger RNA of Polistes canadensis, 1083 nucleotides long. RefSeq names its product succinate dehydrogenase assembly factor 3, mitochondrial (gene Sdhaf3). The record is from RefSeq and is a predicted model, not a curated record. Gene Ontology annotation, cellular component: mitochondrial intermembrane space; mitochondrion. Bases 146 to 490 code for a protein of 114 amino acids. Lineage: Eukaryota; Metazoa; Arthropoda; Insecta; Hymenoptera; Vespidae. The transcript is spliced from 2 exons. Gene Ontology annotation, biological process: succinate metabolic process; mitochondrial respiratory chain complex II assembly.
CUCUAUCCACUUGUGGCGCUAUUUGUGUUCCAUUUAUAACACCAUUGUUAUUUUUAAAAACCCUAAUUCUAUGAAUUUAAACGUAAAAUAGUAAACACUUUUGGAAACAUCUAUACUAAAUAAUUGUUUAUUUCCAAAAUCAAUUAUGAUAAGUCUUACACAUGUGCAACGUGUACGAAUGUUAUACAAAAUGAUUUUGAGGUUACAUCGUGGAUUACCAGUAGAAAUGCAAUCUCUUGGAAAUGAUUACGUUCAUGAUGAAUUUAGAAGACAUAAAACGUGCAAUCCUACUGAAUCACAUAUUUUUUUAAAUGAAUGGACGGAUUAUGCAUUAUCAUUAGCUAAACAACUUGGAUUGCGUGGACCAAAAACAUCACAACCACUAGGAAAGAGUUUAAAAGAAGAAGAUUUGAAUAAAUUAAAGGACGAACAAUUACAUCAAUUGUAUGAAUUAAUGGUAGCAGCAACAGGAAAAUCUGGAAAUAAAUGAAAUAAAUCCUAAAUUCAAUAUUUGUGAACGUAAAGUAAAGAAUAGAAAGAUAUUAAUUUAAGAUAUUCUCAAAUAUCUCUAUUACCUAUUUCAAAUAAGAUGCACACACAAAUGUUAUAUUAUUUAAAAGAAUUGAGAUUUAAAGAUUCUAUUUUUUUAGUUAUGUAAUUAUAAGUACUAUGUACUAUAUGCUUGACGUUUAGUAUACUUUUACAUUAUAUAGUUUGGAUUUUAAAACAUAAUAGUAUUUUAUAAACGUAUAAUGAAAUAGGAAUUGAAUCUAUCACUUCUUAAAUAUUUUAGAUCGAGACUGUGAAUCGAUAAAUAUCGAUAUUAUUUAUAAUUAAAGUAGUGUUAAAAAGGUUAGGUAAUUAUAAACUUUUCGUUUAAUUUCUAGUAAAAAAUCUAUUUGUGAUAUUUAAAUUUACAAAAGAAAUUAUAUUAAAUAACGAAAGAUGAAAGCUUGGAAAGAAUCAGCAAGUUUAAUUCUAGCUGCACGUAAUGGAAAAAAAUAUAAUCGAGCUUUGCCACCUGUAGUUGUGAGUUCACAAAUAAUUAAAUAAAUAAAUUUUGUUUUGAUUUACAAUGAUAAA